GUGCGCGACAUGGUCCAUCCCUACCUGAGCCAAUCACGAACCAUUGUUCUGGCAGUACUCCAAGCCAGUAACGAUAUGGCUACCCAGACAAUUAUCAAAAUGGCGAGAGAGCAUGAUCCACACGGCGAACGAACCAUUGGCAUCAUCACAGAUCCAGAC
Messenger RNA from Emericellopsis atlantica, 159 nucleotides. RefSeq lists its product as uncharacterized. Gene Ontology annotation, cellular component: cytoplasm; membrane; microtubule. The annotation marks the transcript as partial. Gene Ontology annotation, molecular function: GTPase activity; microtubule binding. The transcript has a single exon. NCBI's taxonomy places the organism in Eukaryota, Fungi, Ascomycota, Sordariomycetes, Hypocreales, Bionectriaceae. The record is from RefSeq and is a predicted model, not a curated record.